CAGUUACUUUCAUCUGUUGUUUUCAAGUAACUCAACUCGCAGAAGUUCAAUUCAAUCUUUCAGGCAGGUCUUAUUUGCUGAUGUCACUGUUUCUGUCAAUACAAAAAAACUAACACAUAAAUUCUACUGAAAGCAAUUUAAGGUAUGGGGCAGUUGGAAUUAGUUGACACUUUAUCAGGACACUCUGGCCGAGUGUGGGAUGUGAGUUGGCACCCGAGUGGGACAUUGCUGUCAUCUUGUGGUGAAGAUAAAACCAUCCGCCUCUGGGGUCGAGAGGGCACCCGGUGGGCGCUGAAGACUAUCUUGACUGACGGCCACCAGAGGACGGUGAGAGAGUCGGCCUGGUCUCCGUGUGGGAACUACCUGGCCUCUGCGAGUUUCGAUGCUACCACCGCCAUCUGGGACAGGAAGUCCGGGCAGUUGGAAUGUAUAGCGACGCUUGAGGGUCACGAGAACGAGGUCAAAUCAGUAUCCUGGUCCAGGUCAGGACAACUACUGGCAACAUGCAGUAGGGACAAGUCCGUCUGGGUGUGGGAAGUGGGCGAGGACGAUGAGUACGAAUGUGCCGCUGUCAUAAACGCUCAUACCCAAGACGUUAAGAAAGUCUCAUGGCACCCCCAUGUGGACCUGCUGGCAUCUGCCAGCUACGACAACACCAUUAAACUGUUCAGAGAAGACCCGGCGGACAAUGACUGGUCGUGUGUCGCCACUCUGGCAUCACACGAGUCCACCGUUUGGAGUCUUUCUUUCGAUCGAAGUGGCAGCAGACUUGUCAGCUGCAGUGAUGAUAAGACGAUCAAGAUUUGGAAGGAAUAUUUGCCCGGUAACUCCGAAGGUGUAGUGACCCCUGGUAACGAGUCUGUGUGGAAAUGUGUUUGUACCCUGGCAGGCUAUCACGGUAGGACAAUCUACGAUGUCUGCUGGUGCCACCAGACUGAUCUGAUAGCGACGGCUUGUGGAGAUGACGCCAUCAGGAUAUUCAAGGAAGCUACCGGCUCGGAUCCGAAUGAACCUAUCUUCGAUUUGGUUGAAACCGUACACUGCGCUCAUUCGCAGGACGUGAAUUCCAUCCAGUGGAACCCUACUACGCCUGGUGUGUUGGCCUCCGCUAGUGAUGAUGGACUGGUGAAGAUAUGGAAUUUUAAAGCGUAGCUUCUGUAAUACUGUACUAGUAAGUACAGUUUGAUAUCAAAUUUAUCCCAAUGUUAGGUUAGUUUCUUAUGUAAAUACACUAUAUUCAUUUAAACAUUA
Messenger RNA from Homalodisca vitripennis (glassy-winged sharpshooter), 1251 nucleotides. It is a transcript of the gene Ciao1, whose product is annotated as probable cytosolic iron-sulfur protein assembly protein Ciao1. Gene Ontology annotation, biological process: iron-sulfur cluster assembly. Gene Ontology annotation, cellular component: cytosolic [4Fe-4S] assembly targeting complex. Lineage: Eukaryota; Metazoa; Arthropoda; Insecta; Hemiptera; Cicadellidae. The record is from RefSeq and is a predicted model, not a curated record. Bases 145 to 1152 code for a protein of 335 amino acids. The transcript has 2 exons. Gene Ontology annotation, molecular function: protein binding.